AUGGCAUCGAAUCCACUUCAGCGGGUGCCGUUGCAUGUGGUAGCCGAAAUCCUGGCUCACCUGGGCUCUUUCCAACAGCUCGGGCUCGCAAUCCUGAGUCAUCGUGUAUUCCACGAUGCUCUUCACGACAACCUUCACUACGUAGCCCGCAGCAUCAUCACGAAUCAGAUUUCCGACGUCAUUCUCCCAUUCGCCCUUGUACUUCUCAAGUCGGCAAAGCUCGGUGACGAUGACCACGAUGGCAUCCGAAAUUUGCUGGAUCAUCUCAUCACAGACAUAUCCGAGCCCCGCCAUGCCGCAGCAGCUCUCAUCGGCCUGCCCCUAGGCGAGUACGCAUUCCUCAGCAAGAACCAUGCGGCCGUUGAGUCUCUCCGCGAUGAUCUCGCCAGAGGGGCGAUCCCUGCGUUUGUCGAAAGGUUCGAGCUGGAGCAUUCCGGACAUCUUAACCCGCAGGAAAUUUUCCGUCUGGAAAGGGCCUUCUAUCGUUACCAAAUCAUGUGCAACUUGUUUUGUGGGAGAAAGGGUUCUGACAGGAACCUCUCCGCCUUCGAAAAUAGACAUCCUUUCUUCACACAAUUCUCUCCAUGGGUCAACGAGCAACUCAGCUGCGUGUACCAUUAUCUUGAGAACAAGGUCAUUGCUGCAUACGAUGAGCUUGCUGCACACGAUGUAGAGUGGGGCGAACUUCCCGUGCAGUGGCGAAGUGAACCUUGGAACUUGGACCGAGUCCAGAGCUUUUAG
Colletotrichum siamense is the source of this 741-nucleotide messenger RNA. RefSeq lists its product as uncharacterized. The coding region runs from base 1 to 741 and encodes 246 amino acids. Lineage: Eukaryota; Fungi; Ascomycota; Sordariomycetes; Glomerellales; Glomerellaceae. The record is from RefSeq and is a predicted model, not a curated record. The transcript has 3 exons.